ACCCACGUCUUAUGUAUCAACGCGCGAACACGCAAUAAUAUUACGUCCUCAGAGGAACUGUUAGUGCUGCUGCUAGAUAGCGGCGCACAACACAGCUUCAUAAAAGAGGCUACUGCGUCGAGACUGGGACUUCCGUUUGAAGAUUCUCAGCCACUCACUACGCGAAGCUUCGGAGGUCAUCUGACAACUGAAGUUUCAUCUCGUGUUUCUCUAGUCUUACGAGACCAUGCGGGUAUACCUGUUAAACUCGCGGUGAGAACUCGUAAGAUUACUACGUCAAUUCAUGCCGGAACUCAUAUCUCUCAAGAUACGAUCCGGUUAUUACGUUCCUCGUGCAACCAUAGCGAUCUCGUCACCGAUGGAGAUAUCGACAUAGAUGUCCUCAUUGGGAUGGAUCACUAUUGGAGAAUCGUCGACACGACGAGAGCACGAAGAUUACCGUCAGGACUCAUGAUCGUGUACACACGAUUUGGACCAGUAGUAUCCGGUUCGAAACAUUCCAGUUCUGCACAUGUCUCAACAAUUUUUCCAUAUCUUACCACCUCAGAGACAGAAGCAGUCCAGGAACGUUCCGAUCCAGAUAUUACCCAACUCUGGGAUCUCGAAUUUAUCGGGAUCACAGACAGCAUGAGCCCACGUCAAGACGACCAGGUUAACGCCGAAGUCGUCCAACGCUAUUACGAUACCGUUCAGAUUGAAGGUUACACCUGUACCUUACCCCGGUUCAUCAUUUACACCGAUGAACAGGCUGAACACGAACUUUUGCUAUUCGCGGACGCAUCCCAGCGGAUGUAUUCCGUCGUAGCAUACUUACUGAGCAGAGCUCCUAAUGUAUAUACACAAUCUCACCUCCUCAUGGCAAAGACGAGGUUGGCACCGGUCAAAGAGACCACCAUACCCCGUCUUGAGCUGAUGGCCUGCGAUACAGCAGUAUCGCUAGCUCAGUUCUUGCUUAAGGAGUUAAAGAUUGUGAUUCGUGCAGUUUCGACCAGCAUUUCAACGGAAACUCAUUGUUCAGUGUUACCAUUUCGAAGGACAAACGAUCAUCGUAAAUUAAUCCGUUAUUCAGCAUUGGUACUCAAGUUUCUUCGGAAACGAGUAUAUGAUCGCGUUUCAAUCCGACAUCAAACUCGGCUCCAGCAGACGCUCUCACUCGAGUGCAUAUCUGCGGAGAACGAGAUCGGAGGUGACGACGUCAGAGCAGUUGAACUCAUGCUUCUCCGUGAACAUCAGCGAGAGAGCACAGUUCAGUUGCGCUUACGUCCAAUUAGCAACAAAGUCACCUACAAGGAUUCUAACGGGAUCAUACGAGUAGCCACUAGGAUGCAGAAUGCUGAAAUAGUACGUAAGGCCAAGAAUCCCAUUCUUCUUGCGCCACGUCAUCCACUGACAGCGAUGAUUAUCAAUAGAUGUCAUCGUGCCUUAUUCCACAUUGGAGUAGGACAAUUAGUCAGUGUAUUACGUCAGAAAUACUUCAUACCGAGAAUUCGUACCACUGUUCAUUCGACCGUUCAACGUAAUACGUUAGAUAUUCGCGCCUUCGAGACUCUACUUUUAGAGAUCGAAGCAACGCUGAAUACGAGGCCAUUGACUACAGUUCAUAGGGAAACAACAGGAGAAGUACUUACUUUGAGGCCAAUAGACCUCAUUAGCCCACAUUACCAUCUUGGGCAUUUCCUGUCCCCGACGAACGAACGUCAAUCGGACUUCCAAUACUACGUGCCGAGUGAUUCAGAGACUAAACAGUCCCUGAAAGCUCAGCACGAAGAAUUGCUUACUACGUUAGAUUAUUUCUGGUCAGUAUGGCGAAAAGACUAUCUUCAAGCGCUGGCAGAACGCACCCAAAGCGCGCCCAAACGCGCGCGAGGGUCCCGUUCAUGGCCCAAUCUUGGAGAAGUAGUGCUCAUCGCACAGGAGAACAUUCCUCGUGUGAUGUGGCCUUUAGCCAUCAUCACCAGAUUGAAUACGUCAAGGGACGGAGCAAUUCGGUCUGUACAAGUCAAGACAGGGAAAAGUUCCUUUACAGAUCGGCCCGUCAACCAACUUAUUCCGUUAGAACUUCACGCUACUACGUUCGACCAGGAAACAGAUGGGAUCCCGCCGAAGAAGUCCAGGAGGUCAUCAACUCCUGCGACACAACCGACGAGGACCCAACCACCACGUGCUGCGAAGAGGACACAAUCACGA
Messenger RNA from Ostertagia ostertagi, 2187 nucleotides. NCBI's taxonomy places the organism in Eukaryota, Metazoa, Nematoda, Chromadorea, Rhabditida, Trichostrongylidae. The record is from the annotation of a GenBank genome assembly.